AUGUCGCAGCCCGACGCUGACGCGACGAACCAGGCGCUGGCCACCGCCAAGGAGCGCCAGGACGCCGAGGCAGCCAAGGCCACCAAGGCCAAGCUACCCCUCGCGACCGCCGCCGAUGGAUCCGGGAUGAGCGCGGGGUCUUUCUCUUUGACCUCGCUGCAUGCCCAGGCCGUCGGUCUGCACUCCAUCAAGGGGCACGUCCCCGUUGAGCUCACGCUUGACACCGGCGUUCACCGGCAGUGGCGCACCUUCUUCCACGCCGCUUGUCGCAAGUACGCCCUCCUGGAUCACCUCGACCUCGACGCUCCCGAUGCGCCCAACCCGGAGUGGUCUCUCCUCGACGCCACCGUCGUCUCUUGGUUCUAUGGGUCUGUCUCGCUCAGCAUCCUCGACGCGGUCAUGACGCCCGGUGACGAUCCCCUCGCCGUCGAUCUCUGGAACAACAUCAACGGACUCUUCAACGACCACAAGAUCAAUCGUCAGCUCCACCUCACGGCCGAGCUCGGCGAUGUCAAGAUGGGAGAGAUGAGCAUGGCCGACUAUCUUCAGAAGGUCAAGUCCCUCUCCGACGGGCUUGCUGAUCUCGGUGCACCCGUUGACGAUGCCGAGAUGGUGGUCCACUACCUUAACGGCCUCUCCGAGCAAUAUGAGUCCGCCGCCGAUCUGAUCUCCCUCAUGCCCGGUAUGACCUUCGCGCAGUGCCGCUCGUUGCUCGCGCUCCAGGACAUGAAGCGCAAAAAUCGCCGCUCCCACAACUCGGACACAGCCCUCUUCACCAACACCGGCAACCCUGGCAAGGCUCCUGGAAAAGGAAAGAAGAAAAAGGGGGCUGCUCGGUCGCGCGCCGCCCGGCUACGCCGCCCCGCUCCCAGCUACGCGCCCCGGCACACUCUGUCGCCGCAUGCGUUCUACGCCCAGAGCCCGUACGGGCUUGCUCCCUACGGUUACGGCUACACCCCUGGACAGCCCUCCUAUGGCCUCACCGGCCCGGCUCCAUCAUCACCGGCAUCAUCUUUCGCUUCGUGGGACCAGGCCGCGCUCAUGCAUCAGUUCCAGACCAUGGGGCUGCAAGCACCCACCAGGGAGUGGGUGAUGGACACCGGCGCCUCCUCCCACUUCGCGUCCGAUCCCGGACCGAGAUUCUCAUAUGCAAUAGCUUCGGAGCUCUCUACUCCAUCCGCCCUUCCUCUACCAGCCAGCCACACGCCUUCCUCGUCGUCGAUGCAGCACUGUGGCACCGUCGGCUUGGGCAUCCUGGGCGGCCCGUCAUGGAGUCAUUAG
Aegilops tauschii subsp. strangulata is the source of this 1281-nucleotide messenger RNA. NCBI's taxonomy places the organism in Eukaryota, Viridiplantae, Streptophyta, Magnoliopsida, Poales, Poaceae. The record is from RefSeq and is a predicted model, not a curated record.